Messenger RNA from Metopolophium dirhodum (rose-grain aphid), 613 nucleotides. RefSeq lists its product as uncharacterized. Lineage: Eukaryota; Metazoa; Arthropoda; Insecta; Hemiptera; Aphididae. Bases 52 to 462 code for a protein of 136 amino acids. The record is from RefSeq and is a predicted model, not a curated record. The transcript has 2 exons.
AGAGUGCGCAGUUUAUUUGAUGACAGAAUUAAUGUAAAACAAAAACGUAAUAUGGUUCAAAAAAUAUUGGAAGAAGACAAAGAAGAAGAAAAAGAAGUACAAAAGAAAUUUUACCUUAAAUCAGAAGAAGUUUCUAAUUUUGUAAAUAAUGAGCUCCCAACAUCAUUACUCUCGGCUAAAUCGAUGAUGAUGUUUAAGAGAUUUGGUUUAUCUACUAACUUCUUAAAAAUAGAUCCAUCUGAAUGGAACACACAAAAUGACUACAUCCAAGGUCAACAAAUAAUUAGGUCACUUAAGGUUGUAAAUGGUACAGCUGAACGUGGAGUGAAACUGAUGGAAGAAUUUAAUGAAAAAAUUACAAAAGAUGAAGACCAAAAACAAUUUUUAUUGAAAACUGUGCAAGAUUAUCGUCGUAAAUACCCAGGACAUAGCAGAGAAAAGUUGAAAACGCCAUAUACCUAAUAAUUCAAUAAUUAAUUUAAUCUCCAAAUACUCACCUUAAUAAUAUUUAACUAUUAUACAAUAAAUAUUUAAGUAUAAAAUAAUUUGUUUGACUUAUCAAACUUUAUUAUAAAGUAAUCUUUUUCUUAUGAAUAAAAUAAUUAUGUUGUAU